This is a messenger RNA of Drosophila ananassae, 1445 nucleotides long. RefSeq names its product ADP-ribose glycohydrolase OARD1 (gene Targ2). Lineage: Eukaryota; Metazoa; Arthropoda; Insecta; Diptera; Drosophilidae. Gene Ontology annotation, biological process: peptidyl-glutamate ADP-deribosylation. The coding region runs from base 224 to 1255 and encodes 343 amino acids. The transcript is spliced from 6 exons. The record is from RefSeq and is a predicted model, not a curated record.
CACAACGUAUUCUACUGGCUCUUUGGGAGAUUUACUCGCGCGCGGACUAAUUGCCCAGAAGAUAGAACCGAAUGUUAACGAUUUUAACCAAAACUACUCCACUACUACUUCCAAAAGCCAAAGCCAGAGUCAUUCCGAAGCCGAAACCGAAAAAGUUUUUAUCGCGAGUUCCACUGACCUCGACGAGAAAGUUUCCGCUGCGUGCACCCGGGUACAGUGCGCCAUGGCUGCCGCGAACGUGAAGAUCGUGGAGUCGAAGGUGGACAUAUUCCAGGCCCCCAGCACCCAUGCCCUGGCCCAUGCCGUGGAGUCAUCCUUUACGGCUCUGCGGGGAUCGCUGGCCUGGCAGUUCGCCCUCAUCUACGGCGAUGUGGAUGAACUGCGCCAGCGCAGGGUGGCCAGAGGCAACUGUGCCGUCUUGGAGCACAACUCCAGAUUUGUGUACUAUUUGGUAACCAAGUCGAAUCUCUACGAUGUCAGCACGUACGACGACGUCCAGGCGGCUCUGAUCUGUAUGCGGGAACAUAUGCGCAACCACGAGAUCACAAAAGUGGCCAUGCCCCGGAUCUGUUGCGGCAAAGACGGCCUCGAGUGGAGGCAAGUGAAGCGCCUGGUGCAGCAGACAUUCGCCAACAGCGAGUAUCCCAUCGAGAUACUCGUCUGCGAGCACGAUGACUUGUCCAAGGAGCUGGCUGCGCCAAAGUGUCAGAUUACGGAGGCCCGGGGCAAUCUGUUCAGUGCGCCGGAGAACUACGCUCUGGUGCACUCGGUCAGUGCGGACUUCGCCAUGUGUGCUGGGAUUAAUCUUCAGUUCCGCUGCAAAUAUGGACAAGUGGAUGAGCUGAAGCGUCAGAACAGGCACACCGGCAACGUGGCAGUGCUGGAGCAGAACGGCCGGUACAUCUACAACUUGGUGACCAAGGAGCGCAGCCACGAAAAGUGCACCUACACGGCUCUGUACUACGCUUUGCUGGCCAUGCAGGAGCAUAUGAGGGAGCACGGAGUCACCAAGCUGGCUAUCCCCCGCCUGGGCUGCGGCAUUGAUCGACUGGAUUGGUUGCGAGUUCGCAGUCUGUUGGACUUGGUGUUUGCCGAUGACCACGUGGACAUAAUCGCCUUCUUCUACACACCCCCACAAAUGUCCCAGGACAAGCUGAACGUCGUCUGUCCUACGUGCCGGCACAUAAAGACUAUCCAGAUUCCAUCGAGAUCCGUAUCUCGACAGUCGCUCCACCGCGAGAAGACUCCGUUUUGAAUUCCAACAUAACCCCUGUAUAUAGCAACUCUACGUAUAGCACUCGAACUGGUUUGCUUGGGAUUUGUGGCACCAACUGCACCAAAUACUUAUAUAUUGAAUAAGAACUUACCUCUAAGAUGUUUUAAACACUGAAUUUUAUCCAUUACUAUUUAAAUAAAAGCAAAAAAGACAUUUUAAACAAUUAAAA